AGGAACAGUUUCAUAAAUUGUCCUAGACCUCGCGCCAUGGGGUUUCGUGGUGGUAGAAACAUACUAGUUUGGGGAUUACGGGGUGUGGCAGGGGUAGGAGUGCUAGGACCUUGCGUAUGGUGGGCUGGUUGGGCCACCGCCAGACAAAAGACUUUAUCCAAAGAAAUUGCAUGGUCAGUCCCAUCCAUUGUUAUUGACGGAGGCUUGGUCCGUUUCUUGCGUUCCUUGGGACACGGACUGGCCAUAUCCCUGGAUUACAAGUACAACUUGUGGGGUUUGGAGGACACCUCGGAGCAAUAUGGAGAAGUUCUCGGCGCUAUCCAUCUCCGAUCUGCCCAGCGAUUAUUGAGAGGCUGUUUGAGUAAUGGAGGUCUUUACAUCAAGUUUGGUCAGGGUCUGGUAUCCAUGAACCACGUGCUUCCCAAAGAGUACUUGAACACCUUGAAAGUGUUGCAAGACAAGUGUCUAACCAGAAGAUCCGAUACUGAGGUAGACGAAGUGUUCCAGGGGGAUUUUGGUCGAACCCCUGACGAAAUGUUCCGGAGCUUUGACCGGACGGUUAUCGCUGCGGCCAGUCUUGCGCAGGUCUUUAAGGCUGUGACUCAUACGGGUGAGGAAGUGGCUGUUAAAGUCCAAUACAUUGACCUGCGAGAUCGCUUCAACAGCGAUGUUCCCACCAUGGAGACCAUCCUCAAGAUCAUCGAGAUCAUGCACGCCAAAUUUGCCUUUGCUUGGGUCCUCUCCGAUCUGAAAGAGACGCUAGCUCGAGAGCUUGAUUUUGAGGCUGAGGCCAAAAAUGCGGAAAAAUGCGCCUCGGACCUCGCCAGCUUGCCCUACAUCUAUGUUCCCAAGAUUUUUUGGUCCAGCACAAGCAAACGGAUUCUCACCACGGAGUUCAUUGACGGUCUAAAAAUAUCUGACACCGAGGAACUCCGUGAGGCCCAAUUCGAUUUGAAGGAGAUCGAUCAGAAGCUGAUUGCCGCGUUCGCUCACCAGAUCUUCCAUACGGGUUUCGUCCAUGCGGAUCCACAUCCGGGAAACCUCCUAAUCCGUCGUAAACCAGGGAAACCCAAUCAAACAGAAAUUGUCGUCCUGGAUCACGGCUUAUACGAGACACUGCCCAAGAUAUCCCGGGUAGCUCUCUCCAAGAUUUGGAGAGCUGUGGUCGAAAAUGACCAUGAGGGAAUGCAGAAGUGGUGUCGAACUAUCGGGGCCAAUGACUACCGACUCUUCUGUAUGGCAUUGACCCAAAGAUAUGUCGCUCCCACCGAAGAAGAGCGCCAAACCGACUUCCUCUCGCAAUUCAUGGACAAGAAUGGCCCCAAAGCGUUUUCCCGCAAACAAUUCAAUCUAUUGCCAGAAGACGAAAAGCAACAACUUCGAGAAGCCAUCGCCGACUUUCACGAUCGGAUGUUCGAUGUAUUCCAAAAUGUUCCCAGUCACCUGGUUUUGAUCUUCAGAAACCUGAACACCAUUCGGGCCAUCAUCAAGGACCACGAAACGAAAGUGGAUCGCUAUCAGAUCAUGGCUCGCAGUGCCACAGUGAGCGAUUUCCAAGUGCAGUCGAAUCAUUGGAGUGAAUAUGCCCUGAUGUCCUGGUAUCGUCUGAUCUUUGACCUCAGAUUGUGGGUGGACAGCGCCAAGAUGUCGGUUCUUGGAACAAUCGCGGGACUUCUCUCCUGGAUAGGGUUUCGCCCGGAUUUUAUGAAUGAAGAUGAACUGAAAAGCCAGAGUGCAUUGCCGGCUAAAUGAGCGAAUCAAGACUGUUGAAAUGGAAUAUACCAGUUCGGUCGUUCACCCUGAAUAGCUAGCUAAUUGUUUAUUUCUCUCAUUCCCUAUCUUGGGAUAUAUUGAAUUGUUUUUCGAUCCCUUAG
This is a messenger RNA of Tigriopus californicus, 1874 nucleotides long. RefSeq lists its product as uncharacterized. The transcript has a single exon. The record is from RefSeq and is a predicted model, not a curated record. Bases 37 to 1752 code for a protein of 571 amino acids. Lineage: Eukaryota; Metazoa; Arthropoda; Copepoda; Harpacticoida; Harpacticidae.